AUUUCUAUUGCGCAUCUCCUGAAGUGGGGAUACAGAGUCAAGUGAAAUUGAUAUCAGAAAUAAUCUAUUGAUGCACAAAAGUACUAUUGUCUUUUAAUGUUAAAUGAUAUUGAAGUACAGUAUUUUUAUAAUAUCGUAGUGCGAAGUAUUUUUUUAGCCGAACUACUACACAAUAUUAAGUGUACCACCUUAACCUGUAUUAUUCAAAAUGGUACUUCGUAUAUUAUCGUUAUUAUCUUCAGGCAGUAAUUCUGCAAGAUAUGGGUUGGUUGUGUUCCAUGAUGUUUCCUCUUUUGUUUCCUUUUUUGUUGAAAAUAAGACAAUUAAAAAGAAUUAUACAUUAACGAGAAGAUUUUUCGCAAAUACAGGUACAGAUACUAAACCAAAAAGUGAAAUAACAGUAUCAAAAAGACCCAGAACUGACUUGUUAUCUGAAGAAGAACUGUUGGCUCAAAAAGCUAGGGAAGAAGCAUUAAUUGUUGUAUCAGAAUGUGAAGAUGUUGGUAGUUGUUCAGGAGUUCCAGAAACUCAUAUAAAGACUCGUAGAGUACGUAUUUAUUGUCCUGCAAAAAAUGCUAUGCAAUCUGGAACAAAUAACAUAAAUUACUGGCAAUUGGACUUUGAUACACGUGAACGUUGGGAGAAUCCUCUUAUGGGAUGGACUUCCACUGGAGACCCUUUGUCUAAUGUUCAGGUAGCAUUUACUACAAAGGAAGAAGCUAUUGCACAUUGCAAUAAGAUGGGAUGGGAAUAUUAUAUUCAGAAACCAAAUGUUAAUAGUCCCAAGCCUCGUAGUUAUGGUACCAACUUCUCAUGGAACAAGCGUACUAGAGUUUCGACCAAAUAAAAAUUUAUUAGAGAAUAAUGAUUAUAGUUCAAUGAAUAGUUCCAAAUUAUUAUAUAUUUAAUUGUUGUAUGUAAAGUUUUAGACCACAAAUAAAUUUUUUUAGACUAACAUAA
Messenger RNA from Bombus huntii, 960 nucleotides. RefSeq names its product NADH dehydrogenase [ubiquinone] iron-sulfur protein 4, mitochondrial (gene ND-18). The coding region runs from base 209 to 847 and encodes 212 amino acids. The record is from RefSeq and is a predicted model, not a curated record. Gene Ontology annotation, biological process: electron transport chain. NCBI's taxonomy places the organism in Eukaryota, Metazoa, Arthropoda, Insecta, Hymenoptera, Apidae. The transcript is spliced from 4 exons.